CAUUUCUGCCUUCGACCACCCGCUCCCAGGACUCCCUCCCUAAAGUGUCUUCUUCACCCUUCCUCUCUCCCUCCCCUCACCAGUUAUUUCAAUGCCCCGGCUAUCCUGGCGCAUUGCCAUCUGGGCAACGGGAUUGCAUAAGUAUCCUUGAUCAGCUGAGCUGGACGGAGCAGCAGGCGAGAGGACGCUGGCUUUGGCCCGAGAAGGCAGGGCUGAAAAAUUGCAAAAACAAAAACACCCUUCCAAGAAACGAUUCCUAAAUUAGGUCGCCCAAGAAUCCAGAUUGAGCCACCGGUUCUACCGAAAUGAGGAAUCAGCCCUUCCAUCGUCGAGGGAAAGGAGAACGGCUGGAGAAGGAGCAGGAACCUAGCCAGAUGCCUCCAACAUCCUCACCGUUUCAUCGUGCUGCGUGCCCCUUACUCACAACGGGUUUAUUUCUAAUAGUGGUAGCAUUGGGGUGUUCCUAUGUCGUUCUUUUCCAAACGACAGACAGAAUGAAGAUUGAGAAGUUGGAGCUACGAAAGGAUGGGUUCACCAUCAAGAACCGGGAUGGAGACGUCAUCUUCAGGUUGACCUUUCAAUCUGGUGUCCUUGACCUGGAGUCCUGCUUCCAGGAAACAGACCUGUUGACUUGUUCCAGGACAGAUAAAAGAAAGAUUCGUUUCAUCAUCAGAGCGAUUAAACCAAAGAGGUCUGUGAGCUGUUACUCCAUCACCUGGGAAGAGUUUCUAGCAGACACGGUGGUGGACCACAGAAUGUUCUGGGGAGAUGCCUCCUGGUAUGGAGGCUACGAGAUGAGCGUCCAGCAUUGGCCAAUCAAGUUGCCAGGAUACCAGGAACCCAUGCCUUACGUGACCAGCGAUGUCUAUUCUUUUCGGAACAACUUCGGAGGUGUCCUGGAGAGAUAUUGGUUGUCCUCCAAAGCAGUAGCUGUCAAGAUCGAUGACUCGGUUCCUUUCCACCUUGGCUUCAACGCCACAGAACCAUCUCUUGUUUUCCAAGCCAAGUACAAAGAUUCUCCAUAUGGUUCUUUGCCAGAGAAUCAAGCUUUUCCAAGGUUAUGUUAUCAUAUCUGCACGGCUCCCGAUAUGACUUCCACCCAUAAAUAUGUGUCACAGCAUUAUUUCAGGAAACCUUUGAAAGUCCCUUCAGAACAGAUGUUUAGGUUCCCAAUCUGGUCCACCUGGGCCCUUUAUAAAAAAGAGAUCGAUCAAAAGAAAGUUCAGGAAUUCGCCCAAAUGAUCCUGAAACACGGAUUUAAAGCCAGCCAUAUUGAAAUCGACGACAUGUACACGCAGAAUUACGGUGACUUUGACUUCGAUGUCUUGAAGUUUCCUCGCGCAGCAGAAAUGUUUGAAAAGCUUAAGAAGGACGGGUUUAACGUUACGGUUUGGAUCCACCCGUUUGUCCACGAGAAAUCACCAAACUUUAAGGAAGGAAUCGAGAAAGGAUUUUUUGUCACGCAAAGAAACGAGGGAUCCCCUGCCAUGGUGAAGUGGUGGAAUGGAAUUGGCGCCAUUUUGGAUUUCACCAACCUUGCAGCCCGAGAUUGGUUUCACACCCACUUAAAGGAACUUGGCUUAAAAUAUGGCAUAUCCUCCUUCAAGUUUGAUGCCGGGGAGACGUGCUACCUUCCCAAAGAGUUCACCACCUUCCAACCUCUUCUGGAUCCCAGCACCUGGUCCAAGAAUUAUGCAGAAAUGGCCAGCCCUUUUUAUGAAUUUGCAGAAGUUCGUGUGGGUUACCAGACCCAACACAUCCCGUGUUUCGUUCGUAUUAUUGACCGGGAUUCCAUUUGGGGAUACGAGCUUGGGCUAAAAUCCAUAAUUCCCACAGUUCUAAGCAUUGGCCUUCUGGGAUACCGUUUCAUCCUACCAGAUAUGAUCGGUGGAAAUUUUAUUCCAGAUAAAACCGACGGGGCUCUGGAAAUCCCGGACCGGGAACUCUACAUCCGUUGGCUGGAGUUGUCCGCCUUCAUGCCGUCCAUGCAGUUCUCCAUCCCGCCUUGGCUCUACGAUAAGGAGGUCAUCGAAAUCGCCCUGAAGUUCACCAAGCUUCACGAGUCCUUGGUGGCCCCUCUCUUGCUGGAACUGGCCGGCGAGAUCACCAACACCGGGGAUCCCAUCCUACGGCCGAUCUGGUGGAUCUCUCCCGGGGACGAGUCUGCUCACAAGAUCGAUUCCCAGUUCCUCAUCGGAGACACCUUGAUGGUGGCCCCUGUCUUGGAGAUGGGGAAACAGGAACGAGAUAUCUACAUCCCGGCGGGCAAAUGGCGGAGUUACAAAGGAGAGCUGUUUGAGAAGACUCCCACCUUGAUCACGGACUACCCCGUGGAUCUGGAUGAAGUGGCUUAUUUCUUUUUGGAUCCUUAAAUCUCUCCAGGCCAAACUGUCCCAAAGGUGCUUUUUGAGGAGGCAACGGGACUUUCUAGUUUUUUUCUUUUGAAGACACUUCGCUUCUCAUCCAAGAAGCUUCUUCAGCUCUGACUGGAUGGUGGGGAAUGGAAGGAUUUAUAUUCUUUGCAGACAAAAGCUGGUCAUUUGCAUCCUUUUAGCAAGUCGUUAAGGCCACUUGGAGUCUACCUCCAAGUAGACAUGAUAGCAGUGUUCCAAUAUCUCACGGGUUGCCACAAAGAAGAGGGAGUCAAACUAUUCUUCAAAGCAAAGAGUGUAGAACAAGAAGCAAUGGGUGGAAACUAAUCAAGGAGAGAAGCAAGUUAGAACUAAGGAGAAAUUUCCUGACAGUUGUCUGCAGAAGUUGUGAAUGCCCCAAUACUGGAAAUUUUUAAGAAGAUGUUGGAUAACCAUUUGUCUGAAGUGGUGUAGGGUCUCCUGCCUGGGCAGGGGGUUGGACUAGAUGACCUCCAAGGUCCCUUCCAACUCUGUUAUUCUAUUCUAUUCUAUUCUAUUCUAUUCUAUUCUAUUCUAUUCUAUUCUAUUCUAUUCUAUUCAUCCCAAAUUGCAUGGCUAAAAGUCUGUAGAGAUUCUCUGUCAUCCAGGCCAUGGUGGUCCCAAAGGUGCUUUUCUCAGGAGGGAACUGAGUCCCUACUAUCCAGUCAGAGCUGAAGAAGCUUCUUGGAUGACCAAAAAACCAGAAAGUCCAGUUGCCUCCUCAAAAAGCACCUUUGGGACAACCAGGACCUGGAUGACAGAGAAUCUCUACCGACUUUCUCCAGACCAAAAUAGAUUGAAAUUCUCUUAGAAUCAUGGCAAAGGAAGAGGGCAUGUCAUUCAAUCUUCAGAUGACAUGGACUGAACUCAAAAUGUUUAUUUUUAGAUGCAGAAUGGUUUUUUUGCCGGCAAUUAUUUUUCUUAACACAUGGCAGAUGCCCUUCUGGUGUGCCUUUUCAUUCUGCUGAACCUUCAUGGCUUACAAGCUGUUUGUCUCAGCUGUCCAUGAUGGGGAAGAAGAAUUGUUAUCUUCGCACAGCAGAUGGGACAAUCAAGACCAGGGUGACUAAUCAGGGAACAGGUAACAAGGAGAGAAGGACAAAUGAAUGUCAUGAGACCUUCAUCUCAACUUCUUCUCUGGGAAUAUUUUGGAUUUUUUUUUUCCCCCGGGGAGACAUUAGGUCUCUAGGUAUCAUCCUCAGGCUAGAAGGGAGAGGGGUUUCCACGCUCUUUAUGUACCAGUGGCUUG
This is a messenger RNA of Pantherophis guttatus, 3639 nucleotides long. Its product is annotated as alpha-galactosidase MYORG-like. Lineage: Eukaryota; Metazoa; Chordata; Lepidosauria; Squamata; Colubridae. Gene Ontology annotation, biological process: carbohydrate metabolic process; skeletal muscle fiber development. Gene Ontology annotation, molecular function: hydrolase activity, hydrolyzing O-glycosyl compounds. The record is from RefSeq and is a predicted model, not a curated record.